Orussus abietinus is the source of this 5365-nucleotide messenger RNA. RefSeq lists its product as uncharacterized. Lineage: Eukaryota; Metazoa; Arthropoda; Insecta; Hymenoptera; Orussidae. The transcript has 14 exons. The record is from RefSeq and is a predicted model, not a curated record. Bases 2033 to 3943 code for a protein of 636 amino acids.
CGAUCCAUCACAUCCAAUACCACGAAGUAUCGAAUGUCGUGGGUUGAUAACCUACCAAACACCACGAUGGUGAAGUAUCACGACCCAUAAUACCAUCCGAUACCAUGAAGUAUUGAGUGUCGUGGGUUGGUGGCCUACCAAACACCAUUAUGAUGAAGUAUCACGAUCCAUCCCAUCCAAUACCACGAAGUAUCGAAUGUCGUGGGUUGAUAGCCUACCAAACACCACGAUGGUGAAGUAUCACGACCCAUAAUACCAUUCGAUACCACGAAGUAUCGAAUGUCGUGGCCUAACAAACACCAGAACGCUGCCUCGCAGCAGCUCGUGCAGCUCCGGAGACGGCGUAUGGACCUUGCGAACGGUCAAAGUCGUGGCCUACUUCACUUCCUGCCUUCGGAACUUUCUCCGAGGAUCGUACGCUCCUCCGUGGAGGUUUCACGUUGAAGAGGACCGACCUGUCGGCGUUAUUACGGACGUGCCUUACUCGCCGGCGGAUCGAUUACGUCUCGGCUGACCUCGAGCCUCGAUCUCGCGGCCAUUAGGGACGACCUGUAACGCAACGAGACCGGAGAUCUUGGAGUAUAGGGAGGAUUUAGUGUAUUAGUAUUGAAUCAACAUGGAUGUUGAACGACAAGAGGACGAUGUCGAUCUGCCGUCUAAUCGAUAUCGCUAUCAUGGUUUUGCGUCAAGUUUCUGGAUGCGAGAUAACAAUUGCAGGUGCAGGGCGCGGAUAUCCCGGCGCCGCCAUUUUGGUACCGGUCGACUGUGUCGACUCUCCCUCUGAUUUCGCAAAACGUCGCAAAAUGGAAAACUCGUUGGUUGCAGAGUGCGGGCAUCCCGGCGCCGCCAUUUUGGUACCGCUCGACUUUGCCGACGCCCACGUUGCAAGCCGGUGGGAAAUACUCGAAAAGUAGAAAGGCUCUCGAUCGCGAUGGCCGGCUACGCGCAACAAGUAUUUGGAACGUUCCAAUGGCCGAGUCUCUUCGAGCACCAGCCGUAAAAUUGUGGCAGCCUCCACGACGAGGAGAGCGCCGUCACGGAAGAGACGCACCCUUAGCUGGCAAACAACUUUCCAUGCCGGGGAAAAAUCCCUCAAUGGACCCGCUCCCUACCACGGGGUUCGAUUUUUCAAGAGCAUGGACUCCAUCUUGACGGAUCCCGCGAAUUUGGGUCGCGGAAGUGGAGCCUCCCACGUGCAGCCAUUUGUCGAAGACGGUGCACCAGGUAUUAGGAAUUCCUGGGUCAGCGAUCCCACCCGAUGACGAGUGAGUCACGUGAAACGUGGCCGCACGAUUAUCAAGUCUCACCGGAACGGGUCCGGUGAAAGUGAGCAUUCGAGGGUGAUCUCAAUUUCUAAGGUCGCCAUCUUGACGCCUAGGCGCUCCCCGGUCCGCUCCCGGAACCGCUCCAGGACGUUCCCGAUCCUUUCAAGUCGACUCACGGUGAGGAAGCGAGCAAACUUGAUAUCAUUUUCAAGGGAAGGACGUUAUCACGAGGCCCUAUGCGAGAAACGACUUGAUGGACGUAUCCGGCGUGAACCAUUCCGGAUGUGCCAUGUUGCGGCCGGUGAAAGUGAGUAGUCGGACGGCCAGGAAGGAGGGAAAGGCGUAGAGGGAGAAACGCCGGAGAAUGGAUCGACGAGGCAUGCAAACAAUAUAUUAUGGUCGCGGUGCUCUUUUGGGCCGCCUAUCUCGGAAGGAAAUCGCAUCUUACGUGUCAUGGACAUCGAGACGAUAAUCGAUGGACCAGUUGGCGUCUACGGGAGAAAAUCCCGUGAAUUUAAUGGGCUCUUGAUGGCACCUAGAGGUGUUCCUAUCGCGAUGGCCAGAACAACUCGUAGGCGUCCCUGGUGCCCCCGUGGAAUACUUGGAGCAUCGAGCAACAUCCUUAUCCCGUAAUUCAGCGUAAUUAAGGGUGGCGUUUGUCGCUCGUCGAGCCGAACAAACGUUUAUGAAACUCGUGGGCGAGGAGCGCAAUUGCAUCGAGGUGAAUUACGAUCUUCGGCACGAAGGACGCACAUCUCGGUGAGAAGAUGGAUGGGACGCGGGGCAGUAUACGAAAGAUAGCCCUCUCCACCCUAGUGUCGCUAUUACUGGUCUCGGGAUUUCAGGGUGUGAGGAGCGAGGCCCCGUUGGUGGACAGUAGCGCCCUUCCCCUGGAGCACCGAUCGGUGUACGGACCUCCUGCUCAAUAUGGGGCCCCCCAGUCCCACGGGCCCGAGGACAACUGGCCCCUGGCCUCGCCGGACACCCCGCAGAUCAAGCACCUGCAGGUGCAGUGCGAGAAGACGCACAUGCGAGUUAACAUCGAGUUCGACCGGCCCUUCUACGGGAUGAUCUUCAGCAAGGGCUUCUACUCGGAUUCGCACUGCGUCCACCUUAAGCCAGGAACCGGCCACCUGAGCGCGACCUUCGAGAUCUUCCUCAACUCCUGCGGGAUGAGCUCCUCGGCGAACCAUAACGUAGCGGCCUAUGGCACCCCGACACCCUCGGGCAGCUACGUCGAGAACACAAUAAUCGUUCAAUACGACCCGUACGUCCAGGAGGUCUGGGACCAGGCCCGGAAGCUGCGCUGCACCUGGUACGACCUGUACGAGAAGGCCGUCACCUUCAGGCCCUUCCAGGUCGACAUGCUCCACGCGGUCACCGCCAACUUCCUCGGAGACAAUCUGCAGUGCUGGAUGCAGAUCCAGGUCGGCAAGGGACCCUGGGCCUCCGAGGUCUCCGGCAUCGUCAAGAUAGGGCAGACCAUGACCAUGGUCCUCGCCAUCAAGGACGACGAGAACAAGUUCGACAUGCUCGUCAGGAACUGCGUGGCUCACGACGGGAAGAGGGCUCCCAUCCAGCUGGUGGAUCAGAGAGGCUGCGUGGUCCGGCCGAAGAUCAUGUCCAGGUUCCAGAAGAUCAAGAACUUCGGACCCAGCGCGUCCGUCGUCAGCUUCGCCUACUUCCAGGCCUUCAAGUUCCCCGACAGCAUGAACGUGCACUUCCAGUGCGUUAUACAGGUGUGCAGGUACAACUGCCCCGAGCCAAAGUGUGGGCACCCUGGUCUGGAGUAUGGGGCACCAACGGCUGGACUAUCCCAGGACUACGGUGCACCCGUUCAUCAGGGUCUCUCCUCGGAUUACGGUGCACCUCCGGUUCCGGAAUACGGGGUGCCUCCUGCAUAUCCUGAUCCUCGGCACCCUAGCGGUCCUGCCGGCGCCUACAGCGAGCCGAACCCUGACGUGGUCCCGGCUCCUCAGGCCCAGACUUCGUCUUCCUCGCCAAGUUCCACUCCUGGGGACGCCACGGCCAGCAGUUCCCCUCAGAGCCCCCAGGACAACAUCCACUUGCCCCCGCCACCUCUUCCGGGUCAUCCCGCGGCGGCAUAUCAGACCGUGAAGAGGAAGGGCACCGUCGGCUCCGAGGAGCAGGAAGGCAACCUGGCUACUCUAGGUGGUCGACCUAGGUCGGUGGAAGGACUCGCAGCCGAGCUCAGAGGCGCCAGGAAACGGAGGUCCUCCGACCUGGACCUGGAUCAUCCGUUGACCGACGACUCGAGCUUGUACCAUACCGUGAGCCUGAUCUCGAGCCACGUGUACAAAAGAGCGGCGCAGGAGAUGACGGACGUGAACACCUCCAGGAUAAUCCAGGUGGUAGCGCCCGGGGACGUGAACUUCGCCCUGGGGACGACCAACACCAGCAACGACACCACCGUCGUCAUCCAGAAUGCCAACUCGGCCACGGAUCCGGAAACGAUCUGCAUGUCUCUCCCCGGCUUCGUGGGGGGCCUGGUGAUGCUGCUCCUGGUGGUGGUCGUCGCCUCCCUCGUGGCGGCCUUCCUCUUCCUCCGCGUCCGGGCGGUCGACCGGAAGAACGCCAGCUUGAACAAUCCCGCCUAUGUUCAUCCCGCCUUCGUCCAGGAGAAUUGCAAUCCCGAGUACGUGAAGGGAGCGAACUGAUGGAGAACUGGGAAGGAGGUCGACACGUGGACGACUCCGGGGAAUCCUGGGGAGGCUCUUGACCGGGAUCAGGAUCCUCGGGGAAGAGCAAGGAUCGAGAGUCGGAACGUAGAUGAGGAUCCCGGUGUACUUCGGGAAGGAAGUUCGGUCCCUGAUGGGCCAUGACGAGUCAGGGUCUCGGUGGGACCAGGGUUCCUCUCCUUCGACGCUCUCGGUGCCUUCUCGUCCGCUGUCUUUCCUCUUCGUCUCCACGGAAGCGUCCGGCAAAGUUUGAGGGUCGUUAGCGCCAGCGAGGUAGUCUCUAAUCGAGGAUCAACGCGCGAUUAGAGCUUAUCAGACGGUUCUUCAAAUCGCUAUCGGACUAGGAUUUUAAUCUCCGGUUAGCUUAAUCUCUGGGCAACUGGAGUUGCACCGAGUCGGGAUUAACUGAUCGGAGUUUAGCGAGGUACUCUCUAAUCGAGGAUCAACGCGCGAUUAGAGCAUAUCGUUCUUCAAAUCGCUAUCGGACUAGGAUUUUAAUCUCCGGUUAGCUUAAUCUCUGGGCAACUGGAGUUGCACCGAGUCGAGAUUAACUGAUCGGAGUUUAGACAUUUCACGACUAUCGCGGUUGGCGCAAUCGGCCUUUGGGACCGGAUCGAGGGCCGGCUUGUAAAUAAAGGUUCGAUUGUUUCUCGCUCGAAUGUCGAGGAAGAGAGAGAGAAAGAGAAACUUGGAGAGAUACUUCCGGAGAACGGUGUACAUAUGCCGCAAGAAAUUAGUGCGUUUUCCGGGAGAUUAACGAGUUAGACGGUCGCGUCCGCCGAACGCCAACGCUGCUACCAUUACUCUCGUCGACCUUACAAUUAUUUAUACCACUACUAGCAUCUCCCCCGUCCCGACUAAUGCCCCAUAUCCAUCUCGAGAACCUCCAGCGGAUUCUAGAAAGAGGAUAUGAAAGAAAUUGUACAUUUUUUAGGAACGGUCGAGGGUGCGCUCGAGGUUCUCCCUCGGAGCUUCCUACCCCUUCAGUGAUAAAAAAAAAGAAUUCUACAAAAUGUGCGCCGGUGAAGAGAGUCGUAUCGAAGGGGUUGAGCUCCGACCGAAGACCCCUCUAUUUUAUUUAUUUCUCCCCUCCUUCCCCUCCAUUUUCCAAAAUCCCCCCACCGACUAAUGCGGCAACGGGUCGUGAGUUUCGAAAGCAUGGCUCGGUGCCACCUAACUUUAACUUAUUCUCGAAAUUGCAGACCCGUUCUGCUCGUUCCCUCCUUCUACGUCGGAAGGUUUUACCCUACCUAGGAAUUACCCUCGAUAAUGUAUUCCCCGACCCGGGAAUAUGUCUCGUGUACAUGUUAAAGACACGCAUCCACUCGUCGAACACGAAACGAGUUAACAUUCGCGGAUCGACUUUGAAGUACUACAUUUAUGAUUAUUUUCAUAUUUCAC